AUGUCAACCCUCUUCUCGGGAAUCAACGCCCGCUUCCGCGGCCAGAGAACCCCGAACUCGCCCGGCGCGAGCUCACCGAGCCCCGAGCAACAAGCAUCCGUGCAGGCCCAGUCCCAGCCUCAGGCUCAGGCUCAGGCACAAGCGCCAGUAUCGGCCCCGUCUACUGCUCCGGCACAGUCUCCGGCCCAGCCUCAACAGGGCCACCCGGGUCACCAAGAUAGCCAGUCAUCGUCCUCGAAUUUUGGAGCAGUGAGGCUCCCGCCACUCCCCACAUCACCAUCACUUGCUGAGACCAUCGGCAUGGACCAGGCCAGCGGCACUAUGCCGUCAGCCGAGGAGGUCUUGACGGCCUACCACCUCCCACCCGUCAAGCCUCUCUGGCUGAACGCCAAUUAUGCCAAGCAUAUUGUCAAGGGGAACUUCUUGACACUAAGUGCGAAGCCCAAGACUGUCGAAAUGGGGGAGUGGAUUGCUCAUCAAGUCGUUGAUCAUUGGCGAAUGCUUAUCACGUUUAUUCGCCUGGUUCACGACAAAGAGGAAGACGGAUCCUCCAUCUGUAACUCACGAAAGUGCUCCAAGAUGUCGGCGGGAGCAAACCAUUCAUUCACCUGGUUGAACAACCGGUACCAACCGGUAGAGAUCCCAGCAUACGAGUACCUUUCGCUUGUGCAACGGUAUAUCGCCGGGAAGAUCGACGACGGCACCAUCUUCCCGACGGACCCAGCCGGUGUCUCGUAUGCCGACAACCCGUCGUUCUGCGCGCCGGCGCCCGAAUCAGGUCAGGAUUGGCUCGGAAAGCGGAGCGGGUUCCCCCAGAACUUCAUGGAGACUUGCCAGACCAUCUUCCGCCAGAUGUUCCGAGUCUAUGCGCACCUGUACUGGUCGCACUUCGACGACAUGUUCGCCCUCAACCUGGAGAAGUCGAUGAACAGCUGCUUCAGUCACUUCAUCUUGACGGCGACUACGCUGAACUUGCUCAAGAAGUCAGACCUGGAGCCUAUGCAACCGCUGAUUGACCUGUGGGCAGCACUGGGGACAUUCCCUCAAGGGUCGAAAGCGUUUGAGAUUGCCAACCUGCAGGUUGGGCAGCUGCUAGUCCAGAAGGCUGGGGGCCCACCGGCCAACUAA
This is a messenger RNA of Dichotomopilus funicola, 1128 nucleotides long. RefSeq names its product Mob1/phocein. Bases 1 to 1128 code for a protein of 375 amino acids. The record is from RefSeq and is a predicted model, not a curated record. Gene Ontology annotation, cellular component: cytoplasm; nucleus. Gene Ontology annotation, biological process: signal transduction; positive regulation of protein phosphorylation; cell division. The transcript has 4 exons. Lineage: Eukaryota; Fungi; Ascomycota; Sordariomycetes; Sordariales; Chaetomiaceae. Gene Ontology annotation, molecular function: protein kinase activator activity.